AUGGUGGACGCCUCCUCUUUUACUCGAGGCGAAGUGACGGGCCCCGCCACGUACCAGGGUGAGUGGGCUCACGACCAGUGGUGCGGCCGCGGCGAGUUGAGGACGGACGACGGGCUUGUGCGCUACACCGGCCACUUCAGGGCGUCCGUCCGGCACGGGUCGGGGGUGAUGCGGCGGCGCGAGUCACGCGGUGCAGCAUGGGAGGUUUACGAUGGGCAAUGGAGUGUUGGCCGCCGGCAUGGCCAAGGCCGAUGCAUCUACGCAGAUGGGUCGGUCUAUGAGGGAGACUGGCUUCAUGGCCGGCCCAACGGGUGGGGCGAGCUGCGAGAGCCAGACGGGGCGCUCUACGCUGGAAAGUGGGUCGGCGGCUUGCGGUCGGGCGAGGGGCGCGCGGUGGCGCGAGGGCCGGCGAACGCACGGCGCGAGACAUACACGGGCAGAUUCGAAGCAGACCGGCGCCACGGUCAUGGGCGGUGCGAGUGGCCCUCAGGAGAGGUGUACGUCGGGUUUUGGCGCAACGGCGUUCGGCACGGCACAGGGCGGAUCGUCACAGCCAAUGGCGACGAGUUCAGCGGAGGGUGGUCCGAGGAUCAUCAACAGGGGGAGGGAACCUUUCGUGCCGCGAGCGGAGAGGACACGUACACCGGCGCGUGGGUAGGCGGGGUACGGUGUGGUCACGGGGAGUGGCGCAGCCGGAGCUGCCACUAUGUUGGACAGUGGUCUGACAAUCAGAGGCACGGAGAGGGCACAGAGACGGACAAACAUGGCGUCUACAUUGGUGACUUUGUGCGCGGCGAGCGUCACGGUCGAGGCCGGUGUGUUUAUUCGGAUGGCAGCGUGUACGAUGGCGAGUGGUCGGCCAGCCGUCGUCACGGGCAAGGCACGUGUCGCUUCCCGCCCGCCUCGGCACUGACCUUCUUUCGAGGCGAGGGCGACGCCGGCGCCGGCGGCACAGCAUCCAAAGAGGACGGUGCGGCGGCUGGACGUGCAGCAGAGACGGCCGUGGCCAUUUACGUUGGCGAGUGGCGGGACGACGAGCGCUCGGGCCUCGGGAGGUACGAGGGUGCUCCAGAGCCAUGGGGUCGCGGCGAGAAGUACGAUGGCGACUGGCUGCAUGGCGCGCCCCACGGUCGCGGUCGGUGCGAAUAUAACGAUGGCGACACGUUUGAGGGUCUGUGGAUCGAGGGGGUGCGGCAGGGCGAUGGCGCUCUCGCCCGCCAGCGGCGUGAGCGCACCACGAGGCUUGGGGAGGCGCCGGGCGGCCUAGGCGAGAGCCGAGAGGAGGAGCAGGAGCCAGGGACUCCAGGACCACUUGAGGGCUGCCCCGUGCACAAGGGCGUUUCACUUUCAGCACCAGCAUUAUUCUAA
This is a messenger RNA of Emiliania huxleyi CCMP1516, 1368 nucleotides long. RefSeq lists its product as hypothetical. NCBI's taxonomy places the organism in Eukaryota, Haptophyta, Isochrysidales, Noelaerhabdaceae. The record is from RefSeq and is a predicted model, not a curated record. The coding region runs from base 1 to 1368 and encodes 455 amino acids. The transcript has 2 exons.